GAGUGUCGAGGGCCUUGAGGAAGAGGGUGGUGGCGGUUGCUGUGACUGAGCGGAGCCCGGUGACAGGAUGUUGGUGCUGGUAUUAGGAGAUCUGCACAUCCCACACCGCUGUAACAGCUUGCCGGCGAAAUUCAAAAAACUUCUGGUACCCGGGAAGAUUCAGCAUAUUCUCUGCACAGGGAACCUUUGCACCAAAGAGAGUUAUGACUAUCUCAAGACUCUAGCCGGUGAUGUUCAUAUUGUGAGAGGAGACUUCGAUGAGAAUCUGAAUUAUCCAGAACAGAAAGUUGUGACUGUUGGACAGUUCAAGAUUGGCUUGAUUCAUGGACAUCAAGUUAUUCCCUGGGGAGAUAUGGCCAGCUUAGCUCUGUUGCAGAGGCAGUUUGAUGUGGACAUUCUUAUCUCUGGACACACACACAAAUUUGAAGCAUUUGAGCAUGAAAAUAAAUUCUACAUUAACCCAGGUUCUGCCACUGGAGCAUAUAAUGCUUUGGAAACAAACAUUAUCCCUUCAUUUGUAUUGAUGGAUAUCCAGGCAUCUACAGUUGUCACUUAUGUGUACCAGCUAAUUGGAGAUGAUGUCAAAGUAGAACGAAUCGAAUACAAAAAAUCCUAAAGCCAGGCCUGUCUUGAGUUUCGAUUUUUUGUUUUUACCAUUCCCCUGUUUAAGUCACAUAAUUCAACAUAUAAAGGCACAAA
Molecule: messenger RNA, 699 nt
Organism: Chrysochloris asiatica (Cape golden mole)
Lineage: Eukaryota; Metazoa; Chordata; Mammalia; Afrosoricida; Chrysochloridae
Gene: VPS29
Product: vacuolar protein sorting 29 homolog (S. cerevisiae)
Exons: 4
Coding region: 68-616 (182 amino acids)
Biological process (GO): retrograde transport, endosome to Golgi; intracellular protein transport
Cellular component (GO): retromer complex; endosome
Source: RefSeq, a predicted model, not a curated record